Molecule: messenger RNA, 1668 nt
Organism: Australozyma saopauloensis
Lineage: Eukaryota; Fungi; Ascomycota; Pichiomycetes; Serinales; Metschnikowiaceae
Exons: 1
Coding region: 1-1668 (555 amino acids)
Biological process (GO): fungal-type cell wall organization; fungal-type cell wall (1->3)-beta-D-glucan biosynthetic process
Cellular component (GO): plasma membrane
Molecular function (GO): 1,3-beta-glucanosyltransferase activity
Source: RefSeq, a predicted model, not a curated record
AUGUUGUUGAAGAGUUUUUUCUCGGCAGCCGCUGUUCUUGCAGCCACCGUCUCCGCUGCUGAUCUUCCACCCAUCCAGAUCCUGGGAAACAAAUUCUACUACUCCAACAAUGGCACCCAAUUCUUGAUGAAGGGUGUUGCCUACCAGCAGGACACCGUCAACGUGACCACCGGCGCUGCGUUCGUGGACCCUUUGGCCGACUUCUCUGCCUGCUCCAGAGACAUCCCUUACUUGCAACAGUUGCAGACCAACGUGAUCAGAGUGUACGCUCUUAACACUUCUCUUGACCACACCCAGUGUGUGAAGGCCUUCAACGACGCCGGCAUUUACAUUGUUGCUGACUUGUCUCAGCCCGAUCUCUCCAUCAACAGAGACACUCCUCAAUGGAGCACGGACUUGCUCGCCAGAUACACUGCUGUGGUUGACGAGUUCGCCAACUACACCAAUGUUUUGGGUUUCUUUGCCGGUAACGAGGUCACCAACGAGGUCAACAACACCGAUGCUUCUGCUUACGUCAAGGCUGCCGUCCGUGACACCAAGGCCUACAUCAAGAAGAUGAACUACAGAAACAUUCCUGUCGGAUACUCUGCCAACGAUGACAUUGAUAUCAGAGUUGACUUGGCUGACUACUUUGCUUGUGGCGAUGCCUCUGUCAGAGCUGAUUUCUUCGGUAUUAACAUGUACGAGUGGUGUGGUCAAUCUACCUUCAAGGAUUCUGGUUACGCUAACAUCACCAGCCAUUACCAAAACUUGGGCAUCCCCAUUUUCUUCUCCGAGUAUGGUUGUAACAAGGUCACUCCAAGAGAGUUCACUGAGGUUCAGGCUAUCUACGGUCCUAACAUGACCAAUGUCUGGUCUGGUGGUAUUGUCUACAUGUACUACGAGGAGACUAACAACUACGGUUUGGUUUCUAUCUCUGGUGGCUCGGUUUCAACCUUGGCUGACUUCAACAACUUGAAGACUCAACUUGCCUCUGCUUCUCCAUCCUUGGCCUCCGUUAACACUGCCUCGACCUCCGCCUCCGUUACCACCUGUCCUGGUGUCGGUGCAUUCUGGGCUGCCAACACUGCCUUGCCUCCUACUCCUGAUGCUAGCAUCUGUAAGUGUAUGAACGACGCUUUGAGCUGUGUUGUUGCCUCUUCUGUCUCCGCUGACAACUACUCGGACCUUUUCAGCUACAUUUGUGGUGUCAUUGACUGUUCCGGCGUUACUGGUAACGCCACUUCCGGUAACUACGGUGCAUACUCUCCAUGUAGCGAUCAACAAAAGUUGAACUUCGUUCUUGACUUGUACUACAAGUCCCAAGGUAAGAGUUCCAACGCUUGUAACUUCAGUGGCUCUGCCUCUUUGAAGUCCGCUACCACUGCUUCCUCCUGUACUGCUGUGAUCUCUUCUGCUGGUGUUUCCGGUCUUGGAACUGUGUCUGGUGCAAUUGCCUCUGGCACCCCAGGCACUCACUCUGGCUCCGGUUCUGGCUCCGGUUCUGGCUCCGGUUCCGGCUCCGGUUCAGGAUCGAAUGGUUCAAGCUCCAAGUCUAGCGGUACUAGCUCUUCCACUUCUACUAAAAAGUCGGGUGCCGCGCCUGUCAGAAGUAGCUUGAGCGCAUUCACUGUUUCCAUGUUAGCUGUGACCUUUGUCACUCUCGGUUCUGGAAUGAUCUUCAUUUAG